Messenger RNA from Exophiala aquamarina CBS 119918, 1398 nucleotides. RefSeq lists its product as uncharacterized. The transcript has a single exon. NCBI's taxonomy places the organism in Eukaryota, Fungi, Ascomycota, Eurotiomycetes, Chaetothyriales, Herpotrichiellaceae. The coding region runs from base 1 to 1398 and encodes 465 amino acids. Gene Ontology annotation, molecular function: protein binding. The record is from RefSeq and is a predicted model, not a curated record.
AUGUCGAUUCUGGAACUGCCUCAGGAGAUUCUCAGUCACAUCUUGGCGUGCCUCGAUGCCCGCUCUGUCGUUCGUUUUGGACGGACAUGCAAGGAAGCUGCUGACUUCGCCAGUCCGCGAAAUCAGCUUCUAUGGAAAGCCGUAUUCUUGCACUUGUUUGACGAUCCCUCUGAUGCUUGGGCCUUACCCCGAGACCAGGAUUCAUCGGUGGCUGAGCAAGAAUGGGAUUGGUAUCGGCAUUUAAAGUCGAGGCUCGUAGCUCUGCGCACACUUCAAACCCUCCAGAAUGGAAAUGAUGGCGUAGAGGACGAAAUUGAGGCUAUGCUCAGCAUCAUUGAUACCGCGAAGUUCUCUCCAUCCCCAAGUGACGUCAAACGGGGCAUAUUACCCUCCAUUGAUGACCGAGAUUCAUCUCUCAAUUUGAAGAUUCUCGCUGACGUGGACUACUCUUUUCGGCCUGGUAUCGAAGUUCUUAUUCACGAGUCCAGGGUGAAUGGAAAGAUAAAACCAUGCAGCGACGAGAGGAUGCGGGUUACACGCUCGAUGGCUGCUACAGCACAAUAUGAGAAUUGUCGUCCAGAAACCGCCGCUCGGCUUCACGUUCUUUAUGGCAUUACGAUCCGAGAGCGCAUCGCACACGAAGCCCGAGGAUUCGCCCGACGGAAGGUCUACAACUGGCAUCUCACCGGCCCAGACAACGAAUAUGGACCCUUCAAACGUGACGGUUCCGGUCACAUCGACUGGUUUUUGCUCGAAGCCAUCUGCUCGGUCAUCGGGCGGAAUUUCGAAUUCUGCGUCGAUGGCCAUUUGAACCUGCCCCAAGGAUUCUGCUAUUCAAUCCCCCAUCGCACUCUGGUAGAUCCUACAACACCCGAAGAUUGGGCACGUAUCACAGGUCCUUGGCUGGGCACAUACUCCUUCCUGGACUAUGCCGACCUCUUCGCUUUCAACGCGCUGGAAUUCCCCGACGGCGAACGCCCAACACUGGACCACGAAGACGAAGCUUGCGGCGACCUAAUGAGACUCGAACUCAAGUAUGACCAGUCGAUCUCGUCCGAUCAGCGCCUCCGCACGGACCUCCCAAUGUCCACGCACCUGCCACAGCUGUUCUUCUCAGGUCGUUCUAGAGCCAGCACUGGUCUCAACCGCCCCAUGAUUGGGGUCCGCGGCAGCGUCUGCCUUGUCCCCAGUGGCCGGGAGGCCAGAUGGCGCUUCAUCAUCAGCUAUGCCGGCCAAGACCAGUGGCAGCUGGAAGGCAUCCAGCCCGGCGGUGUCCGAUCUGGAGGUGUGUAUGGUUUGUGGUCGCAGUGCGAUCACGAAGAGCAUGGUCCAGUCGGCCCGUUCUGCUAUUUUCCAACCGAACUCUGUAAGCCGACCAGUAUCGUGCUCAAGUCUUGA